AGUUUUUACUCAAAUACGAGUUACCAGACUGCGUUUUCUAUUUCAUCUGCUAAUCAUUCUGAGAAAAGAUUCCUGGCAUUCAAACUGGGGUAGACUCUGUAUGUUGUUGUAUAAGUUUCUAGGCUUGACACUCGAAGCGUGGGGCUGUAACCGGAACCUAAGUACACUACCGGCUAAUUAAUCCUCCAGCUUCCCAGCGCAGGCGAGAACAAACCAACAGGGGCGCAACACUUUACCUGACUGUUCCCCAAACAUCUGUGCAAAGAAUAUCAGUCUUACCAAUGUAAAGAGGGUGCUAUUUGUUAUCAGCAUUCCUCUCUAAAUUCUAACACAACAGGCCUGUGUGGCAUGCAGUCAAGAGCCUGAAAAAAUAACCCUCCGAGUAAAGUCACGUGAUGUGUGGCACACAGGCGACAGGUGGAUAGGGUGGGUGACCCGACAGAAAGGCGAGCUGUGUGUGCCAGGUUUGUUGACAGGACCCGCAGCGCUGGCAGGGCGGCGAGGGACGGAGCCAUGUUCGAAAUGCUCGGGCAGGUCCGGCGGGGGCGCCGCUCAUCCUGCCCGUCCAUCAUCCUCAACGACAAGCACGCCGCCGCCGCCGCACUCUACAACUCCCCGGAUGCGAUAAUCGUGCAGAGCGCAGUGGUGUCGCUAUUCCAACACAAGAAACUACCGCCAAAUGAGCUGGACUUGUUAAACGAGAAGAUAAGAAUGCUUAUGAAGACAGAAGUCGGACCAUUCAUUUUAGACUACUUCCAGAAUCAGUUAUUGAAGAAAGGAAUGGUGAUUCUACGGGAAAAGAUCAAGAGAGAAAAAGGCCAACAGCUGCUGGAGUGUCUGUCGGACAUAUGGGAUUAUUUCUUCUGCGAGGUGCUGCCCAUGCUGCAAGCCAUAUUCUGUCCCGUGCAGGCCACGGGCUUUUCUGUUAGAGAGAUGUCGUUAGUCGGUUUCAGAGACACAAUCUUGUUGAAGAUAGCAUUUUCAGAUGCAUUGGAUACCCCGGAUGUUGUCAUCAGCCCUUCCAUCACGCAAAUGCUGCUUGUCUUACAGAGUGUACACGAUAACAACCCGGAAUACCUCCAGUUGGAGUCCCUGGUGGCCAGAAUAGUGAGCCCGUACCUGGGGCUGCGCGGGCUGUACAUGGGCGGGCCGGAACCGCUCAUCCCCGCCAACAAACCAGUCACCGUCGUGCUCAGACAGAAGACACUGGGCGACGAGCCGUUGAAAGGUGAACGCCCCCUCAGCAUGCAGCUCUUCCCGGCCCAACAGCUGGACGAGCAGCUCCCCUCCCCGGGUCGGGGGGAGGCGCACAAGCGCGCGCCGUCCGCUGUGGGGCAGGGCUUAGACCCGCUGGUGGAGGGGGAGGUCAUGACGCGCGGGUACGGCAGGAGGCACAGCAUCGCAGGGGGCGCGGGGGACAGCCCCAAGAGCCAGGCCAACGUGACCCAAGUGGCAGGGUCGGACUGAAGGGACCACCUGUACCUACGGGAAAACAAGAAUUGCUGCACACAGAACAGAUCUUUAUAUAUCGAUUGCCUUAGUCGGGCUUUUGGCGACGCUCAAAGAAGGCGAGCCUAUUUUGAAGAGACCUUUCAUAAGCCACACGAGGUGUUAGUGUAAAUAAGAUGGUCAGGUAUCAGGUUGAGGUAUACAGAGGACAAUCUGGAACAAGAUAGAAUCUUGACCUGUUCCGACAAGGCUGCUCAGUUUGUAAUACGUGGAAACAUGCGAAAAUGUUAAUGUUGUUUCAUGUGCACAUCCGCACUUGACGUUGUAUUGUAUUUCUCGUAAGGUCUGACUAUAGACAUACUGAUAUGACUAUAUGGAUGACAUUCACUGGGUUCCCCGAAUCGAUGCGAGCAAAACAAAGAAGUUGCCUUCUUUAUGAAAUCUAUCCCAACCGGGAAGGUUAAGCAAAUGACUUAACAAACAGAGCAUCGUAUGCCAAACAUUGAAUUCUUUUAUUUUGUCUUAAUUUCGUCUUAUCUUUUUGCAUUCGACGAUAUUAGUACCCGUUAUUCUAUCAUUCAAUAUGGUCACAAACGUUUUUGGAGGGGGCGUGGUGCACGUGCGGAUAUCAACCAUAUAAUCAAGUCAGUGUUGACUCGACUUGUGUCGAGAUGACAAGAAGCCAGGCCAAAGCAUGAUACGCUGGUUGUUCUGCUUGGCCAGGCCAUUUUAUCAAAUUACCUGUUCCUCGGAUGAAUUCAACCCUACGACUACUGACAGCUAGAAGACAUUAUUUGUCAAAGUCUUGCAUAUUCACAGGGUAACUGAACAACCCAACAAUGUAACGCAGACCUGCUCCACAGCAAAUGGUAGACAUCGUCCGGUAUUCAUAAGUGUUAAAUAUGAUGUAUAUUUUUCUGUAAUGUAAAUCGGAUAUUGACCGUGUAGGAAGAUUGAGUAUUUUUGAAGAAAAAAAAAACAGAAUUGUAUUGUAUAUGUCUAAAUGAUUACAAAUGACUGAAAUAUCGGA
Messenger RNA from Branchiostoma floridae (Florida lancelet), 2479 nucleotides. RefSeq names its product proline-rich protein 5-like. Bases 514 to 1467 code for a protein of 317 amino acids. The transcript has 9 exons. Gene Ontology annotation, biological process: TORC2 signaling. Gene Ontology annotation, cellular component: TORC2 complex. NCBI's taxonomy places the organism in Eukaryota, Metazoa, Chordata, Leptocardii, Amphioxiformes, Branchiostomatidae. The record is from RefSeq and is a predicted model, not a curated record.